Dermacentor andersoni is the source of this 2383-nucleotide messenger RNA. It is a transcript of the gene krz, whose product is annotated as beta-arrestin protein kurtz. Gene Ontology annotation, biological process: signal transduction; G protein-coupled receptor internalization. Gene Ontology annotation, molecular function: G protein-coupled receptor binding. Lineage: Eukaryota; Metazoa; Arthropoda; Arachnida; Ixodida; Ixodidae. The record is from RefSeq and is a predicted model, not a curated record. Gene Ontology annotation, cellular component: cytoplasm.
UUCCGUCCGAGCGCCUGCGCGAGUCUCCGUCCGCGCUUGAUUUUCGCCGCUGGGAGUGUCGGAUGCGUUAACGAGACGCCGCCCGAGCCGUAGCGUGUGUUAACGUGUGCGUCGGGCGCGGCUCGCGGGCCCUGUGAGCAGCAUUGAUGCGGACCUCCGCCUGCGGGCAUUCACACCCGAGGAGCCGGCAAAGCACGCCUCGCCCCGACUGACAAGCAUCCGCCAUUGCGCCGAGCCACUUUGCCGCUGCGGCGCCCACCUCGGAAGCCAUCCGUCACCACCUGCGGAUCUCGGGUUUCUCGCAACGGUCAGCUUUGUGAGCAUGGACGACACACCGACAUGCACAAUUGGAACGGAGGCUGCUGCUGCGGAAGAGUCAGCCAAGAGGCAAGGGGGCACACGGGUAUUCAAGAAGAGCUCACCAAAUGGAAAGAUUACGAUGUACUUGGGAAAGAGGGACUUUGUGGACCACAUCACCAGCGUCGAUCCAAUAGACGGCGUAGUCCUGAUUGACCCAGACUAUGUGAAGGAACGAAAGGUAUUUGGACACGUACUGGCAGCCUUCCGGUAUGGCCGUGAGGACUUGGAUGUGCUGGGACUGACGUUCCGCAAGGACCUGUACCUGGCCUCAGAGCAGAUAUACCCGCCUCUAGCAGAGACUGCAGGACGACCACUGACGAGGCUGCAGGAGCGACUACUGCGCAAGCUGGGCCCCAAUGCAUACCCCUUCUACUUUGAGCUACCGCCACACUGUCCUGCUUCAGUAACCCUUCAGCCCGCUCCGGGGGACACAGGCAAGCCCUGCGGAGUCGACUAUGAGCUCAAGGGCUAUGUUGCAGACAGCCCCGAAGACAAGCCUCACAAGCGGAACUCUGUGCGCUUGGCCAUCCGCAAGAUCAUGUAUGCACCCAGCCGGCAAGGAGAGCAACCCAGCGUGGAGGUGAGCAAGGAGUUUGUCAUGUCACCCAACAAGCUGCACCUGGAGGCCUCCCUUGACAAGGAGCUCUACCAUCAUGGGGAGGACAUUGCUGUCAAUGUCCACAUUGCAAACAACUCCAACCGCACUGUGAAGAAGGUCAAGGUCUCUGUGCGCCAGUUUGCGGACAUCUGCCUCUUUUCAACGGCACAGUACAAGUGCACAGUGGCCGAAAUCGACUCCGAGGAGGGGUGUCCAGUGAGUCCGGGCUUUACGCUUUCUAAGGUGUACUACCUGCGGCCCCUGCUUGCUAACAACAAGGACAAGCGGGGUCUGGCGCUGGAUGGGCAGCUGAAGCAUGAAGAUACCAACCUUGCUUCAUCCACCAUAAUCACAGACCCAGCACAAAAGGAGAACCUUGGCAUCAUCGUGCAGUACAAGGUCAAGGUGAAGCUCUGCCUGGGGCCACUUGGAGGAGACCUGGUAGCUGAGCUGCCUUUCAUCCUGAUGCACCCAAAACCCGAAGAAUCAAGCCCGAUUCGAGUUGUCAGUGAACCCAAGGCUCCAGGCCCUGUACCACUGGACACCAACUUGAUUGAGCUGGACACGGAUGCUGCGGCCAGCCUAGAUGAUGAUGACAUCAUCUUCGAAGAUUUUGCACGGCUGCGGCUCCGCGGUGAGACGGACGCCUGAGGGGACUGCAGUCUGUGCGCUCCCUAAGUGCCAAACCGUCGACGAGCUUAGCUCCCGUCCCCCACCUUGACUGGCGGCUCCACUUCCUGGUGCACCGCCUCUGCAGGGUCUGUGCAAGAAGGCAAGGCUGCGGAUCGACAGUCUCCCUCCCAAUGUUCCCGUCCCUCACUGUGCAUCUUGUCCAAGGCAGGUCACCAAGCACCUUCAGGCAGGCAGUUCCAACAGCCGAAGGCGUUUGUGACACCUCCCAUUUGUGCUCCAGCUCCCUUCAGCAGUGUCCACUUAUCCGAGGCACACACCUUCCGAGUGGACUCUUGCGAUCAUGCAAGCUAUGGACGUCCAUCCAUCUAUGUUUUGGUGUAGAGCUUACUGCAGUGCGGCUGGAGAGGGAAAGGUGCCGCUGGAUGUACCGUUAAAGUGGCUGGCUCCUCUUUGACUGGUAUAAUGCACGCAUCUCGCAUUUCACUGAAGCACUUUGGCCACAUUAAUAUGCUUGAAAAAAAAAAAACACUAGCUUUAAUGUCCCGUCCUGUACACAUGCGACAGUGUUCAACGUCAUUCAAAGUCUUAUGGCGUACGCAUGCUGUGCGUGGUGUUCAGCAGCAGGCUUCCCUUCAGCUGCGCUGUGGGGAAAUGUGUGGCUUGUGAAUGUAAACUUUAGUCCCUUUUGCAAGUGCUCCUACGGCUGGCGGGCAAGAGCACCACCUCUGCCUGCACUGGCACUUUCAUACUGUAUUUUAGCGGCCAUGCUCAAGCUCACACCAGGUUCAUCAG